This is a messenger RNA of Paralichthys olivaceus (Japanese flounder), 890 nucleotides long. RefSeq names its product splicing factor 3b, subunit 5 (gene sf3b5). Gene Ontology annotation, biological process: mRNA splicing, via spliceosome. Gene Ontology annotation, cellular component: U2 snRNP; precatalytic spliceosome. The record is from RefSeq and is a predicted model, not a curated record. NCBI's taxonomy places the organism in Eukaryota, Metazoa, Chordata, Actinopteri, Pleuronectiformes, Paralichthyidae.
CCCCCACCGGUUUACUUAACAGAGGGACCACACCGGAAGUCACAUCUCCUCUGUUACAGGCUAACCGCGGUCGGAUCGAUUUGUUGUUAAAAACUUCUGCUGUCUCUCCUCUUCUCUACUUUAUUAUCGAAGAGUCUGUGAUUCCCGACCUGAGCGAGAAUGACGGACCGAUACAACAUCCACAGUCAGCUGGAGCAUCUCCAGUCCAAGUACAUCGGCACCGGACACGCCGACACCAGCAAGUGGGAAUGGCUGGUGAACCAGCACCGAGACUCCUACUGCUCCUACAUGGGACAUUUCGACCUGCUCAACUACUUCUCCGUGGCUGAGAACGAGAGCAAAGCGCGUGUUCGCUUCAACCUGAUGGAGAAGAUGCUGCAGCCAUGUGGGCCUCCAGCAGACAAGCCAGACGACGCGUAGAUCACAGUGCACCACGUCGUGUCUUUUGUAGGGGAGGUUUUCUGCAGGGUUUUGUUUAUUUUUCUUGGACAUUCAGUUUUUAACGUGAUUCUCAAACGUCUGACAGGACGCUCGGGCUCAGAUCUGUGUUGUUUCUUGCCUUGUGCAACUCUGCAUCCUUCAGGGAAGUUGAAACAAAGAGAGUUUCAAGCCUCAGACAUUCACCAGAGAACUCCUUGUUAAACAUGUGUACAUGGUCCUGUGUUUGUAUUAACUAACAGAGGUGUAUUCUUCAUAGAAACAUCUGUUUUAAUUAAAAUCAGUCUUUCUCUCUGUCGGCCUGUUCACGUCGUUAUUUACAUGAUAUGUGAUGGUUCGUUGAUCAGAUUGGUAUCAGAGGGCUUUCAUGGCUCGUUGAAUUUCCAGCAUGUGCAAAAUUAGAAACUGGCGUACUUCAGAUUAAAAAAAACAAAAUAAAUGUAGUAAAACUA